Messenger RNA from Melanotaenia boesemani (Boeseman's rainbowfish), 2203 nucleotides. Its product is annotated as cytochrome P450 3A30-like. Lineage: Eukaryota; Metazoa; Chordata; Actinopteri; Atheriniformes; Melanotaeniidae. The coding region runs from base 87 to 1604 and encodes 505 amino acids. Gene Ontology annotation, molecular function: heme binding; steroid hydroxylase activity; oxidoreductase activity, acting on paired donors, with incorporation or reduction of molecular oxygen. The transcript has 14 exons. The record is from RefSeq and is a predicted model, not a curated record.
CCAGCAGUGAACACAUAUCCUGCCCCUGCAGUUCAACUUCAGAGAAAAACUGCGACAUCCAGUACGUUAGCCAAGCCAGAAGAAAUAUGAGCUUUUUUCCUUUCUUCUCUUUAGAAACUUGGAUUCUGCUGAUCUCGUUUAUCUGCAUAUUUGUUUUGUACGGCCACUGGACCUAUGGAGUAUUUGAGAAGCUGGGGAUCCCUGGUCCUAAGCCGGUGCCGUACUUCGGGACAAUUGGCAGAUAUAACAAGGUUUACUUCUUAGAUGAUGCUGAAUGUGCUAAAAGAUACGGAAGAGUGUGGGGCAUGUAUGAGCUCAGACGACCCAUGCUGGUUGUGAUGGAUCCUGAUAUGCUGAAAACCAUUCUGGUGAAGGAGUGUUUCACAUACUUUACCAACCGGAGGGACUUUCGUCUGAAUGGGGAUCUCUAUGAUUCUGUGUCUUUAGCUCGGGAUGAUCACUGGAGACGGCUUCGUAACCUCAUCAGUCCCUCCUUCUCUUCUGGUCAUAUAAAAGAGAUGUUCAGCAUCAUGAAACAUCAUUCCCGCAAACUGACUGACAGCCUGAAUCCGAAGGCGCAGAAUAAUGAAGUUAUCAGCAUUAAAGACUUCUUUGGAGGGUACAGUUUGGAUGUGAUGGGGAGCAGUGCAUUCAGUGUGGACCUGGACACGGUCAACAACCCUGCAAAUCCCUUCGCCAGCCAUGCUUCAAAGCUCUUCAGAUUCCCUGAAGCUCUUUUCUUGUUUCAAGGAUUUUUUCCCUUCUUCCUUCCGCUUUUGGAGCUGCUGGGAUUUUCGUUUUUCUCCAAGUCCUCUACUAAUUUCUUUAAAACAGUUGUGGAGAAGAUCAGAGCAGAACGCAGUGAUAGCUCAAAACAGAAUAUGGGAGAUCUUCUUCAGAAUUUCAUCAACUCUCAGACUGGCAAUGAAAACAGUAAAGAGAAGCAGAAAAAGGGUCUUACUGAUCAUGAGAUCCUUUCACAAGUCACAAUGUUUGUUUUUGCUGGCUAUGAAACAAGUGCCAACACACUUGUUUUCUUAGUGUACAGUCUGGCAAGAAAUCCUGAAGUCAUGAAACGUCUGCAAAAGGAGAUAGACCAGACUUUCCCAAAUAAGGGUCUAGUCCAGUAUGAGGCUCUGAUGCAGAUGGACUACCUCAGCAGUGUGGUUGAUGAGUGUCUGAGGCUCUACCCACCAGUUGCACGUUUGGAGCGAAUUGCUAAAGAAACUGUAAAAAUCAACGGACUAACAAUCCCAAAGGACGUGAUUGUUAUGAUUCCAGUCUACGCUCUGCACCGUGACCCCGAGCUGUGGCCCGAGCCUGAGGAAUUCAAACCUGAGAGAUUUAGCAAAGAGAACAAGCAGAGCAUCAACCCAUACACUUACCUACCAUUUGGAAUUGGCCCAAGGAAUUGCCUGGGGAUGCGAUUUGCUCAGCUGAUGAUUAAGUUGGCCGUGGUGGAGGUUUUGCAGAACUAUAGCUUCUCGGUUUGUGAAGAGACAGAGAUACCUUUGAAGAUGGACCCUGCUAGCCUUCUUGGUCCCCUUAAUCCUGUUAAACUGAGGGUAUCGAUGCGCUCUGUCAACACAACAAAUAAGGACUAAUGCAGCUAAGAAGUUGUCAAAAUGUGUAAUCCUUUCAAAUCUGAGCUGUCCUGAGAAGAACUAUACCAUUUGUUUCAACAACUAGAUUCAAUCAAAGUAAACACAAUGCUAGUUGAUCAUGUUUAUGACCUUGCAAUGUAUAUGUGCCUUACAAUCAUCAGCCUUGGUAUUUUAUGUCAAAUACAAUGCAAUCAACAGAACAUCCAAAAACAUUAAUAUUCAUUUUUACGCUAUUUGUUGAUUUGAAUGCACAGUAUCUGAGGAACUGGAGGAAAACUGGGCACUGAGAAGAAUCAUAAAGACAAAAGGAAACUAAGAAUGUGAAAUAAACAGCAUGUAUGAAAUAAACCGUAACAAAAACAUGGCGUACGGUUUGUGCCAUAUUGAAAGAUGUUUGCAUGUUAACCAUUAGAAGAGCUAGAGUCAUUUUAGAAAAGUGUCCAUUUUAAUUUCAACAUAGGCCUUUGAGGAUUAACAGACAUUCCAACAAACUGUUUAACAUAUGUGAGAUAAAAGAAAAUAAACCAAAUAGAGUGAAGUGGAACUGUGACGUGUGAGAUAAUCUGUGCUGACUAUAAAUGCAAUGGGAAAUUUUUAAA